Egretta garzetta (little egret) is the source of this 1470-nucleotide messenger RNA. It is a transcript of the gene CLN6, whose product is annotated as CLN6 transmembrane ER protein. Bases 356 to 1444 code for a protein of 362 amino acids. The record is from RefSeq and is a predicted model, not a curated record. Lineage: Eukaryota; Metazoa; Chordata; Aves; Pelecaniformes; Ardeidae. The transcript has 9 exons.
UGGCCGCCCGCCCCCGGGGCUGUAUGCCCCGCUGUCUGGCCGGAGGCUGCACGGCCUCCCCUGCCCUGCCCUCCUCAGGUGGCCUGGAGCUGAGCUGGGCCUUCCUGGCUCAGAAGGGACCAGCAGCUUUCAUCGCCUCAGCCAUGACGCCACCCCAGCAAGCCUGUCGUGCCCCGACUCAGCACACGCAGGAGCUUCAUCCUUGGUUUCAAGGACACCAUUACCAGCCUCGCUGCACGCAUCUCAGCUUAGCUGAGAGCUAAAUGCAAGCCUCCCGCUUGGCCACCUCUCCUUCCCUCUGUACAGAUCAUCUCCCAGAGACCUUCAGGAGGUGCCCCACGCUGUGACCAGCUACAUGAGGCUGAUAAAGGCCACGUUUCUUGCAGGCCGGGCCGUGCAUUAUGUAUGGGAGCAGCGACCUAGCUGCGCGGCCAGCAUUGCCAGGAGGAGCCCUGGAGAGGCGAGAGGGAAGCGAGUCAGGCCGCGGUCAGCUCUACGGUGUUCAGUCAAGGAGGAUCAGCUUUUAACAGCCCCGCACGCACGUAAGGUACGGCGCGACAAGCAGGGUUCAUGGCAUGGAGCAGUCAAGAACGAGGACACCUUCAAGACCUCCCCGUUCCAUUUUGAUCUGUGGUUCUACUUCACUCUGCAGAACUGGGUGCUGGACUUUGGGCGUCCCAUUGCGAUGAUAAUCCUACCUUUGGAGUGGUUUCCUCUAAACAAACCGAGUGCUGGAGAUUAUUUCCACAUGGCUUACAAUGUUAUCACACCAUUUCUUCUGCUAAAGCUCAUCGAGAGAUCCCCCAAGACCUUACCGAGGUCGAUGGUCUAUGUCAGCAUCAUCACGUUUGUCAUGGGAGCCAGCAUCCACUUGGUUGGAGACUCUGUAAACCAUCGCCUGAUUUUCAGUGGCUACCAGCACCAUCUGUCUGUAAGAGAGAAUCCCAUCAUCAAGAACCUGAAGCCAGAGACACUGAUUGAUUCCUUUGAGCUGCUGUACUACUACGAUGAAUAUUUAGGUCAUUCGAUGUGGUACAUCCCUUUUUUCCUGAUACUGUUUAUAUAUUUCACCGGCUGCUUCACCCCUGUGGAAGAGGAGAGCAGGAUGCCAGUGCCUGCCUUGCUUCUGAUGGGGCCCAGCAGCCUUUAUUACUGGUAUCUCGUGACGGAGGGUCAGAUCUUCAUCCUCUACAUUUUCACUUUCUUUGCCAUGAUGGCUUUAGUGAUGCACCAGAAACGCAAAGGACUGGUCCUGGACAGCAAUGGGCUUUUUCUCUUCUACUCCUUCAUCAUAACGUUGGUCCUCAUUGCUGUUUGGGUGGUUUGGCUGUGGAAUGACAAAAUUCUCAGGAAGAAGUACCCUGGCGUGAUCUAUAUCCCCGAGCCGUGGGCAUUUUACACCCUGCACCUGAACAACCUCCACGCAGCAAAGGAAAGUUUCUAAGUUUUGAUAUUUUAGAGUGAUGUCAA